Amaranthus tricolor (Joseph's coat) is the source of this 3261-nucleotide messenger RNA. RefSeq lists its product as uncharacterized. NCBI's taxonomy places the organism in Eukaryota, Viridiplantae, Streptophyta, Magnoliopsida, Caryophyllales, Amaranthaceae. The transcript has a single exon. Gene Ontology annotation, molecular function: nucleic acid binding; RNA-DNA hybrid ribonuclease activity. Bases 1 to 3261 code for a protein of 1086 amino acids. The record is from RefSeq and is a predicted model, not a curated record.
AUGUUUAACCGAAAUAGAAAAGACAUCUUCUACGCCGUUCGUGACAAGUUGCCAACUCCGCCACCUACUACCACUCCUUCCGAUAGACGCAAUUACAAUCUGUGGUGUGACUACCACAAAGAGCACGGCCAUACUCUGGCACAAUGUGGCGAACUCAAAUGUAUCCUCCACCAAUUGGCGGACGAAGGAAAGUUGUCCAGGUUCAUCAACCGAAAGGACUACGACGCUAGAAAGGAAGUAGAAAGAAGGCCAUGGAAUCCAAGACGUAGGUCCCCCAGAAGGGAUGAGGCCAGGCAUGAAAGUUCCAACACACAAGGAACUAUCAACUUAAUUUUCGGAGGAUACACAGAAGAAUUUCCUACCAUUCGAGCUGCCAAGGACAGCGUCCAUACUCUACUGAAAGGGCCACCAAAAACCGUAUCAAAAGGGCCGAUCAUGAGAUUCGACGCCACUACCUCUCAACCGCUGCAACAACCACACACAGAUCCUCUAGUGGUCACCCUCAAAGUCGGGCAAAUGAAGGUCAAGAGAGUGCUGGUAGACACCGGAAGCACGGCCGACUUCAUAACCAUGGAGUGCCUCAGAAAAAUGAAGUUCGAAGAAAAGCACUUGCAGCCUCUCGACAAACCAUUGAUUGGGUUUGGAGGUAGUCAGGUCAUUCCACUAGGCACGAUCAUUCUACCCGUAAGGGUGGGGGAAAGAGACAGAAGCAGGGCCAUGCCCGUACGAUUCACGGUAGUGGAUCUCACAUUCCCCUAUAACGCCAUCAUGGAGCUCCCGCUCAUCAACAAGAUAAAGGCCGCGAUCUUUCCUCAUCAGCUCCUGUUGCAAUUCGAACAGGAUGAUGGCCGGGUGGGCGUCCUUAAAGGAGACCAAGUAACAGCCCGACAAUGCCUCGUGAAUACCCUGAAGCGAGAAACAUCCGCCACUCCCUCCAAGAGAAAGAGGGAAGAAGAGUCUUCAGCCGUCAUGAGCGUAUACACGAACGGUCCCAAUAGCCACGAAAGGCCUCAUCCCGUGGAGCGAUAUGAGGAGACGGGAAUAUUUGACGGGAAGCAGAUCAAAAUCGAAAAAAAUCUUCCAGAUGCAAUCAAAAACGAGGUCGUGGCCACUAUUGCUGACUUCCGCGAUAUCUUCGCAUUUACCACGGAAGAGAUGCCUGGUAUACCAACAAGUGUCAUGUGCCACAGACUUGACAUAAAACCAGGUUACAAGCCCGUGAAGCAAAAGCUGCGCCAUCAAGGGAAGGAAAGAAUAGAUGCCGCCAAGACAGAGGUAGAGAAAUUACUGAAAGCUGGGUUCAUCCGGGAGUGCAAAUACUCAGAUUGGCUUUCCAACGUCGUCCUCGUAAAAAAGUCCAAUGGCAAGUGGAGGAUGUGCGUUGACUUCACGGAUUUAAACAAAGCAUGCCCCAAAGACGACUAUCCCCUCCCAAAGAUAGAUCAUUUGGUAGACUCCACCGCGGGCCACGCUCUACUGAGCUUCAUGGAUGCUAAUGCUGGUUACCAUCAGAUUCCCUUGGCCACAGAAGACCAGCCACACACAGCCUUCAUCACAAAUACUGGAGUGUAUUGUUAUAAAGUCAUGCCCUUUGGGUUGAAAAAUGCCGGAGCCACUUACCAAAGAAUGGUUAACAAAGUUUUCCAGUCCCAGAUCGGGCGAAACUUAGAAGUAUACGUGGAUGACAUGAUCACAAAAAGCAAACAGGCGUCCGGCCAUGCCGCGGACUUACGGGAAACUUUCAUGACCCUCCGAAAACACCAAAUGCGACUCAAUCCUGAGAAAUGCGUGUUUGGGGUCACUAGAGGGAAGUGUCUUGGGUUUCUAGUGGAUGAAAGAGGCAUUGAAGCAAACCCCGAAAAGAUUCGGGCAAUACAAGAUAUGAAAUCUGCCAGGUCCGUAAAAGAGGUACAGAAACUAACAGGGUGCUUAGCUGCCUUAGGGAGAUUUCUAUCCAAAUCCGAGGAUAAAUGCUCCCCUUUCUUCAAAACUCUUAAGCAGAGCAAAUUCGAAUGGACUACAGAAGCGGAAGAAUCUUUUAAUCAGUUAAAGGACCACCUAUCAUCACUGCUAAGAUUAGUCUCACCUAUCAACGGGGAAGGGCUUAUCUUAUAUGUUUCGGUCUCCGAAUAUUCCCUGUCAGGAGUGCUAAUCGCUGAAAGAGAGAAGCAGCAACUCCCCGUGUACUAUAUAAGCCACGCCUUCCGAGGCUCAGAGGGAAACUAUAGUGAAGUGGAGAAGGUCCUGUUCGCAGUCGUGAUGGCAAGUAGGAAAUUGAAACCAUACUUCCAAUCCCAUCAAAUCAUCGUGCGGAGCAAUCAACCAUUGAGAAAGAUUCUAGAAGGAAAGAAUAAAUCAAGUCGCGUUACUGAUUGGGCUAAUCAACUUGCGGAUUUCGGUAUUGAAUACGAACCUCGGACAGCAAUCAAAGCGCAAGCCCUGGCUGACUUCAUUGCUGAAAGUACUAUCCCCCAUCAUCCUGAAACCGAUCACGAAUGGAAGUUGUAUGUAGAUGGGUCCUCAACGCAAUCAGCAAGUGGGGCUGGUCUCCUCAUUGUGUCUUCCGCUGGGGUCCUUAUGGAAAGGGCGGUCAGAUUCGAGUUCGCGGCAUCUAACAAUGAGGCCGAAUACGAAGCAUUACUGAUGGGAUUGAAAAUCUGUUACGAGGCAGGAGCCAAAGUAUUGUCCGCAUUCUCUGACUCCCAACUAAUAGUUGGACAGGUUAAUGGGGAAUUUGAAGCCAAAGAUGACAGCAUGAAAAUGUACUUACAGCAAGUAAAAGGAUUUGUUCGAAAAUUCGACAAGUUCACGUUGAUCCACAUCCCGAGAUCCCAAAACGCACAGGCCGAUUCUCUGGCGAAACUCGCCAGCUCAGCAGAAACAUCCGCGGCUCGUGACAUCAUCUGGGAAGUGCUUCCAAAUCCCAGUAUUAACCACAUGGUCAACACCAUUGACAGGUCAGAAACGUGGAUGGAACCCUACAUCGAAUUUUUGCAAAACCAGACGCUUCCCCGGGACAAAAAUCAAGCAAAAGUGUUCCAGAAGAAGGCUAGAUGGUUCGAACUCCACGAGGGAACACUCUACAAAAAGUCAUACACUCAUCCCCUCUUAAAAUGUGUUCCCCUGAAGAAGGAAAUUACAUCCUUCGCGAGAUACGCGAAGGCGGAUGAGGUAUACAUCAGGGUGUACGAACUGUCAUUGGAAAAGUACUCAGAAGCGGAUAUUAUUGGCCUUCACUGCGGGAAGACGCGGAAAAAUUGA